AUGGUGUAUCGGCCAUUCAAACACCCCGGCGCUGAUGACGAGCCUAUGAUUGCAGUAACCUACAAAGGGGAGGAGAAACAGUUCUAUGCUCAGGAGAUUUCCUCAAUGCUGCUUACCAAGAUGAAGGAUGCUACUACCAAGAAUGCUGAUUUUCGACUUUGGUGGUGGCACGGUAAUGUGUAUGUGGCCACGACUAGGAGAAAUGGCAUUGAAGUGAAGGCUGUUGCCGGGGAGGCUCAUCUUGGAGGGCAGGACAUUGACAACAGGAUGGUGGAUUACUUUGUGAAGGAGUUUAAAAGCAAGAUCGGAAAUGCUUAUGAUGCGAAGGUGGAUAAGUAUAGUGUGGAUGAGGUGGUGCUGUUGCUGGUCAAGUGGGAUUCACAAGGUGCAACAGAUGUUGAAGGAGUUUUUCGACGGAAAAGAGUUGUUCAAAACCUCUCAUUUAGUGGCAUAUGGUGCUGCAGUUGUAGCUGCCAAGUUGAAUGGGGAAGGCAACAGAAGGCAACAAACAACAACAACAAAAACCCCAAUUAA
This is a messenger RNA of Salvia hispanica, 534 nucleotides long. The record is from RefSeq and is a predicted model, not a curated record. Lineage: Eukaryota; Viridiplantae; Streptophyta; Magnoliopsida; Lamiales; Lamiaceae.